UACUUAAACCUUAACGACUUUGGCCAUCCACCCAUUAUUGCUAUACAUUCUGUGUUCGCCUGCCCAGUUUGGACAUCCCGGCAUCAGAGGACAGAGAUAUGUCUUGGCAUCCUGCAAGUCCGAUCAACAUUGAGGAGGGCUACCGCGACCUCGAAGCGACGCCUCCUCGUUCGACCACAAACUCCACAGAAGAUGUGGCGCCACUACCUGCUUCUACACCACCCACGCAAGUCCAGCAGGCGUCCAGAAGAAGGGGCGCCACCGGUGCUGGAGGUGGGGACGUUGCUGAAGGCAACGAAUUCACCGGAGAUGAGGAUGGCGACGCUGCGCAACAAGCUCGUCUUCACAUGCACGUCGCCAUUGACAUGGCUGCGUUGCAGCAGGCGGCUGCUCUUACGGGGGAAAACGCACCUACUGAGUCGGUCAAUAACAGAGGACUCGUCAUCCUGUGGUCACCGUACUGUCCUAGCGUCGAUGGAGGGCCGGCUAGAUAUAUUGUCACCGUAGGCACUGCAAACCAUGCGGGGCCACCUACACCAUCGUUCUUGCAGGUGAAGCACUCAAGGAAUUACGCCAAGCUGCUGCUGGCGCUCUUUGGCGUUUGUCUUUCCGCGUGCUCCGCGACGUUCCCCGUCGUGAAGCAGGCUGCUCCCGACGGGCUCCUGGUCCUCGCCUACGGCCUGCUGGUGGCGCUCGCCCUCGUGCUGCUGGCCGGCCUCCUCGCGACCUCCUUCGACAGGUCCCCCAGCUCGGCGAUCUGGGGCAGGUACGCCCUGCAGCUCGCGCUCGGCCUAAUCAUUGGCUUCCUCACCUGGUCGGUCUGCUCCCUCAAGCACGGGCCAGGUUUCGACGUCGCCGUCGGGAUCGCAGGCGCGCUGGCGUACAUCGCGGUCGUGCUUCUCUUCCACACCCGCAAGUGGUGAUCGCAAGUUUAUAUUGGGAUGCAUGCUCCUUUUCCAUAAGGUCUUGUUCAGAAUAAAUGAAUACAAAAUAGAGAGAUGGUAGGAAGAGUGUUAGCAGCCUAAGACUGUCAAGCCGUGAAGACUCUGGUGGCGAUGGGCCGCGACGGGGACUUCGUGAUCCCAGCUCCAGGAUUGCCAGCCCACAAUGGGUCCACGAGUGGCGGCGUGUGCGUGUGUCUCGCCUGCGAGCGAGAGGAAGAGAUAAACUCAUGUAAUGCUCGGAAUAAGACCUUUCCGAUAAAGAUUCAUUCAUUUUAUCGGACGUUUCCAUCCUAAUGUCCGCUCGUAAAACCUUUCCGUGACUUCUAGUUCCAAGAUUCUUUGAGUAACUGUUCAUCUUCCAAACAGCCCCACCUCACCUCGCCCUCCUAUAGCUAAAAAAUCAGCCGCGCUGCCUGCACGCCUAGGUCGUGGUUGCACCGAGGGAGGAGAGGAAGAGGAUGAGGAUGGAGGCGGCGUGGGAGGCAAAGAAGGCGCAGUAGAGGAAGCAUCGAGGUGGGCCUCCCGCAGCGCGACGCGACACGCCAGCAGGUCCUCCUCCUUGACCCACUGCUUCAGCAGCAGCCGGUGGGUCCUGCUCGCCGUGAUCUGGCUCAGCGGGUGCUGCUACUGCCGCGCCUCCGCGGCGGUGGCGGCGGAGACGACGAGGGCGCUAGACUCGACCAUGGGCGGCGGCGCUCGGGUCCGUCGAGCGGUUCGCGUGCGCGGCGGCUAGGGACGGGAGGGAUAUGGAGAGGGGAAUUUGUGGUUCACUGCUUUUUUUUUUAAUAUGCGGUUUACAUUCUUGAAUUAUCGUCAAAAUCUGAUUCUCAAAUAAAAUUGGAUAAGAGAGACCAUCCAACUGUCAAAAGCGGGCAACACCUUUAGUGUAGUUUCGAAAUUGAUUUUCUAUUUUGUGAAAAUUAAAAAUUUUCAAAUUUGAACUUAAAAAUUCAUAAAUAAUUCAUUUCAAAUCCGAAAAAUACGUAAUGAAUAUAAUUUUUUUUAAAAAAUGUAACAUAUCUACUGGCACUGUACUUGUCAGUUAUUCAUAUCCAUUUUUUAUAUUCAUAGUUUUUUGUUGCUUGUAGUUAUGAAAGACUGAAAUAGAGCAAUAAUACACAGGUUACAUUUUUUGAAAAAUUUUGGUACUAGUUUCAUAUUUUUCUGAUUUAAAAUGAAUUAGUUUUGAUUUUUUAGAUCUAAUUAGAAUUUUUUAAUUUUUUUAAAUUAUAAAACCACCUUCGAAACCACGCUAAGGGCCAAAUUUGCCCGGUUUCAACAGUUGGAUAGCCUCUCUUAUCUGGUUUUGUAGUUUAAGGUUAAAAAUCGGAUUUUUGUCAUAGUUCAAUGGUGUAAACCAGAUUUUUUCCUUUUUUGUAUUUUAUAUUGAAUGGUUGAUUCUGAAAUAUUGCAAUAAGUAGUUUUGUUAUGUUUUACUUGUUGA
This is a messenger RNA of Panicum hallii, 2388 nucleotides long. RefSeq lists its product as uncharacterized. Lineage: Eukaryota; Viridiplantae; Streptophyta; Magnoliopsida; Poales; Poaceae. Bases 99 to 923 code for a protein of 274 amino acids. The transcript is spliced from 3 exons. The record is from RefSeq and is a predicted model, not a curated record.